AGAACAGAACGCUGGGGUAAGGGUGGGAGAAAUACUAAAUAUUUCUACUAGGCUCCUGCAAGGCUAGUGAUGCGGCGGGCCCCCCUGGCCGGCGCUCGCCCGGGUUCUGUGCCUAAGAGUUGGCCGUGAGCGACCACCGCCGCCGGGAGCCUGGGUCUAGGCUCUCCCGACAAGGAUUCCAAGGCGAGAACACUGGUGCCUCUGCCUGGGCCAGGGAGGGACUGAAAUCAGAGCAGGGGAGGCGUUUCCCCGCUGGGCUGUCACCCUUAAGGGGCCGGGAGCCGAGGUGGGCGAGCUCCAGAGCAGAGUUGGAGAGGUGGCUGCCGCGAGUUGCACCGGGCGUUGAGGCAUUUGAUGUCUGCACCGUUUAUCUACCAGACGAGGAGGCGAUUUAUGCAACAGUAUCCUGUUUCAGCACUGCCAAGGCUAUGCGAGAACGCAGCCAGGACAGCCUGGCAGGACUCGUGCUGUAUGUAGGACUCUUCGGGCACCCCGGGAUGCUGCACAGGGCCAAGUACAGCCGCUUUCGGAACGAGUCGAUCACGUCCUUGGACGAAGGUAGCUCCGGAGGCUCGGUCGGGAACAAGGGCUCACCGCAGCCUCCCCACCCCGCCCUGGCACCUCACCUGCCGGCUGAAGAUGCCGCCUUGCCGUCGCAGGAGAGCCCCACCCCACUGUGCACCUUGAUCCCCCGCAUGGCGAGCAUGAAGCUGGCCAACCCGGCCACUUUGCUGAGUCUGAAAAACUUUUGCCUGGGUACCAAAGAGGUGCCUCGGCUGAAGCUCCAGGAAAGCCGGGACCCAGGUUCCAGCAGUCCCUCUUCCCCAGAAACCAGUCUAAGUAGGUCUGGGACCGCACCUCCACCGCAGCCGGACCUGGUGGGCCACAGGGCAACCACCCUAACCCCGGAUUCGUGCCCGCUUCCUGGCCCUGGGGAGCCACCCCUUAGGAGCAGGCAGGACAGGCACUUUCUACAGCACCUGUUGGGGAUGGGCAUGAACUACUGUGUGAGGUACAUGGGCUGUAUUGAAGUGCUGCAAUCAAUGAGGUCACUGGAUUUUGGAAUGAGAACCCAAGUUACAAGGGAAGCAAUAAGUCGCCUGUGUGAAGCUGUCCCCGGGGCAAAUGGAGCCAUUAAAAAGCGAAAGCCUCCAGUUAAGUUCCUAUCAACAGUUCUUGGCAAAAGUAAUCUUCAGUUUUCAGGAAUGAAUAUAAAACUGACCAUCUCAACAUGUAGUCUCACACUGAUGAAUCUUGACAACCAACAGAUUAUUGCAAAUCAUCAUAUGCAGUCUAUUUCAUUUGCCUCUGGAGGGGAUCCUGAUACUACAGACUAUGUUGCCUACGUAGCUAAAGAUCCAGUUAAUCAACGAGCCUGUCACAUAUUGGAAUGCCACAAUGGAAUGGCCCAAGACGUCAUAAAUACCAUAGGGCAGGCUUUUGAACUCCGGUUUAAACAGUACUUGAAAAAUCCUUCUUUAGAUACGUCUUGUGAAAGUGAGGAGGUGCACAUUGAUAGCCAUGCCGAGGAGAGAGAAGAUCAUGAAUAUUACAAUGAAAUUCCAGGGAAGCAGCCACCAGUAGGUGGUGUUUCCGAUAUGCGGAUCAAAGUUCAAGCCACGGAACAAAUGGCUUACUGCCCCAUACGGUGUGAAAAGUUGUGCUAUUUGCCUGGAAACUCCAAGUGCAGCAGUGUAUAUGAGAACUGUUUAGAACAAAGCAGGGCAAUAGGUAAUGUCCAUCCAAGAGGGGUGCAGUCCCAGCGAGAUACCUCAUUAUUGAAGCACACGUGCCGAGUGGAUCUCUUCGAUGACCCCUGCUACAUUAAUACACAGGCUCUUCAAAGUACACUUGGCUCUGCUGGAAAUCAAAGCUCAGCCCAACCACUGGGGAGCCCUUGGCACUGCGGAAAAGCACCAGAAACUGUUCAGCCAGGUGCCACGGCCCAGCCUGCCAGCUCACAUUCUUUGCCACACAUUAAGCAGCAGCUGUGGAGUGAAGAAUGCUAUCAUGGCAAGCUGAGCAGGAAGGCGGCAGAGAGCCUCUUGGUAAAGGAUGGGGACUUUUUGGUUCGAGAGAGUGCAACAUCCCCUGGCCAAUAUGUGCUGAGUGGACUACAGGGAGGCCAAGCAAAACAUCUUCUUCUGGUGGAUCCUGAAGGCAAGGUGAGGACCAAGGAUCAUGUAUUUGAUAACGUCGGCCACCUUAUCAGAUACCAUAUGGAUAACAGUUUGCCAAUCAUCUCUUCUGGAAGUGAAGUAAGCCUUAAACAACCAGUGAGAAAAGAUAAUAAUCCAGCACUUUUGCAUUCCAACAAAUGACAGUAUUGAAGCACCAUCACACUGAUAUUUCAAGAAACCCCAUUUUGUGUUAGGACACAAAGAUAAUUGAAAUUUUGUUUGUAGAUAAAAUAGAGCACAAACCGUGAAGUGCAUCUUUCCGAGACCAUCAUGGACCAGGUCCUCUAUCAAAUGAAGAACUAACAAAAAUUGAUCUUCAGUAAUGAAAAUCAGAAAAGAGGAAGAGGGUUGGUCAUUUUAAAAGAAAUUAUAUGUAUGCACGGAUGUCACUUUUUAAGGCCAUAUUGCAUUGAUAACAAGCUAAAAGCACAACUAAAAUUUCACAUGCUAACGACAACUUGAAUGAACUGCUGGGGCAGUGGUAUGUGCCUUUCAACUUGAUAAUUUGGGGACAUUUUCAUAUUGGGAGAUUAAUUCUAAGUAUCUUCAUGUUCUAUGACUACAGAACCAUUUGCCAAAAAAAAAAAAAAAAAAAAAGCUUUUCUUGCUACAAAAAAUAAGCAUUUUUUCUUGAGCCUUAUUGACUUUAUUACAUUGUCUGUUUAGUAGCGUUUUUCACUGCAAUGUUAAAAUAAAUAUGACAUUGAAUU
Piliocolobus tephrosceles (Ugandan red Colobus) is the source of this 2890-nucleotide messenger RNA. It is a transcript of the gene SHC4, whose product is annotated as SHC adaptor protein 4. Bases 429 to 2321 code for a protein of 630 amino acids. The record is from RefSeq and is a predicted model, not a curated record. Lineage: Eukaryota; Metazoa; Chordata; Mammalia; Primates; Cercopithecidae. Gene Ontology annotation, biological process: intracellular signal transduction; cell surface receptor protein tyrosine kinase signaling pathway. Gene Ontology annotation, cellular component: plasma membrane. Gene Ontology annotation, molecular function: receptor tyrosine kinase binding. The transcript has 12 exons.